UUCUCACCUGUAACGAUGGAGGCGCGUCAUGCAUCUCUUGGUCGACGAACGCUGGAGGAAAUUCGUCAAAAGAGAGCCGCGGAGAGAUUGAGCAAAGCCUCUUCGGGGCCAGAUCUGAGCCAGGUUCCGAGCACCUCCGAGAUUGCGGGAAUGAACAAAUCGGAGAGCGGAAAUCGUCUCUCUGAGACAGACGUUAGCGCUCUACUAUCUCAACUAAAAGAUCUGCAAAAUAAGAACAGAGAUUUGGAGGAAGAAAACAAAAAAAUAACUUUAAAGCUUCAAACGAUGGAAAUUGAUAAUGGUGCAAUGCAGAAGCAGUUGAAUGAUCUGGAGCAAAACACGGUGCCAUCUCUCCGGAAAGCUCUCAAGGAUGUUGCAAUGGAGAAAGAUGCAGCAGUUGUUGCACGGGAGGACCUUUUAGCGCAGCUUCGUACCCUGAAGAAACGUCUUAAGGAAGCAGAAGAUGAGCAAUAUCGAGCUGAGGAAGAUGCUGCAGCAUUGAGAGCAGAGUUAAACUUAAUUCAGCAGCAAGCAAUGACUAAUACGGUUAGCACAAUUUCAUCACUUGGUAAUCCACCAGAUCAUCUUCAAAGAUUAGAAAAGGAGUUAGCUGGUUUAAAAUUGGAACUGCAGCGAGAGUCGCUGUUGAGGCACCAGGGGCAGGAACAAUUAGCAAAAGAGCAAAUUCGCAUUGCAUCACUGAUGUCUGAAAAGGAAGAGUUGGAAGCGAAACUUCACUCCAUGUCUAAAGAGGCUGCAGAAGUCUCAGAUAAAGCAGCUCACAAGGCGUUUUCUUUGGAAGACAAGCAGAAACUUGAUAUGCAAUUGCAUGAUAUGGCAUUAGCUAUUGAGAGGUUGGAAAGCAGUAGGCAGAAACUUCUCAUGGAGAUUGACUCACAAUCUACAGAAAUAGAGCGACUUUUUGAGGAAAAUUCCAAUCUCUCAAAUUCAUAUCAGGAGGCCAUUGGAGCUGCAGGUAGAUGGGAAAAACAGGUGAUGGAGUGUCUUAAGCAAAAUGAAGAGCUCCGUGGGAUUCUAGAGAAAUUGAGAAUGGAACAGGCUAGGGGCUUACCAGACUCCUUUAAAAAUGGGGCACAUGAGAUUGGUUCCUCUGCAUCCACAGGAGAGAUGGCAUCUAUGAAGGGCCAACUAGUGAAAGAACAGAGCAGAGCAGAGGCACUAUCAGCAGAAGUCAUGCAGCUUUCUGCACAACUUGAACAAGUUAAACAAGCAUAUGAUGGUCUUGCACGCUUCUAUAGGCCAGUACUGCACAACUUUGAAACCGGUCUCAUAAAAAUGAAGCAAGACAGCUCGUUGGCUGUACGGUGAUUGCAAUGAGCAGUUUCGUGAUGAUACGUUGGUUGUGAUUGUGAAGCCCUUGUUUGAAGCCAUGAAUUUGCAAUGUUAACAGAAUUUGUUUACCAUCGUUAAUAUUAUUAAUUUCUUAUAAAUGAAGCAAGAUAAUUCAUUAGCUGGUGGUUAUGGGAAUGAGCAGUUUUGUGGUACUACUCAGCAUCAUUAAUUUUUUUGUGGUUAUGGGAAUGAGCCCUUGUUAUACAGUGACAUUUUUUUGUAAGAUGUGUCAUUCUUUGUAUCAUUA
Messenger RNA from Gastrolobium bilobum, 1600 nucleotides. RefSeq lists its product as uncharacterized. Bases 16 to 1329 code for a protein of 437 amino acids. Lineage: Eukaryota; Viridiplantae; Streptophyta; Magnoliopsida; Fabales; Fabaceae. The record is from RefSeq and is a predicted model, not a curated record. The transcript has 15 exons.